AUGAAUAACACUGGAUUAUAUAAUCUGAAUCCUGAUUUGACCAAAAUAAAAAAUAUCGACAAUUCCCACUUGCUACUGAAGUUACCUAAGAGAUAUAUAUAUAAACAUAAGAAUUGCAUAAUAAAUACUGAUAUUGUAUCUUCAAGUUUGGAUUAUUCUUAUAAGGUAAAUAGAUCUAAUGUUUUAGAAGUAGAGGAUUUAUGGGAUUCACCAAGAAUUACACCUAAUUUUGGAGGUGAAGAUGGAAAAUUUAGUGGAUCUAUUACUAAUACAAUACCAAAGACUAUCAUUCCUGAUAUAUAUAUAAAUUUGAUAAAUAAUCAUGAUCAAAUUUAUGAAACAUUUAAUGAAGUUGAUGAGACAAAAAUAGUAAAUACUCCAAAUUCAAAAUUAAGCAGAGUAAACAGUGAAGGAAGCAGGUAUGGAUUAAACACUAAUGACUGCAGUAAAGAUAUUAAUUUAUCCCCAUUGUUAUAUUCAACUCCAACAUAUAGACUAUAUGAUUUAAAGAAAAUACGAAGUAGAAAUCAGUUAACUGCUAUUAAUAAUAGUCCCAAUAUCUGGAUAUCAGAUUCUAACACAGAUCAUGCUUCUUCAUUUCUCCCAUUGCAGAAAAAAUCAAUCAGUCUUUUAGAUACACGAGGUAUAUUGGGUCCUCAGACAUUUUUAACAAGUUCAGGUAGUAUUCACAUCUCAAAAAGUGGUGAUUUUAGUUUUGAAUAUUCUAGUGGCAAGAAAAACUUUAUUAUUACAGGAGGAGGCUGCUUUAUAAUAAUAAAAGAUAAGCACAGUGGUGAAAGUGACAUAAUUUUUCAUGUAAGUCAAUUGACAAAAUAUCAUAUCCAACGUUAUAUAUAUGCCACUGAAUUAUGUAACACUUUAAAGAGUCAUGUCCCAAGAGUUAAGCUCAUUACAAAGGAAGGUAUUUUUGAAUUAAUGUCAAAUGACACUCCUGUAUCUGAUUUUCACUGUAUGUUCAAUCAGAAAUAUAAUUCAAAAUUUCAAAAGGUCGUUAUAGUUAGUAGGACACAGGAAGUAACUUUCUUUAUUGAACAGGAAGAGCUUCCUUUAACUGUUAAGACCUCGCUACUAGAAUUAGUUCUAUAUUCUGAUAGAUUUGACAAGUGUACCAAUAAGUACUAUGAAGAGCAACUGUUAGAAGUUAUAAAACAACUAGAGCAUCUCAAAACUGAGUGGACCCAACUCCUAACUAUUUGGAGAUUAACUGUUACAAAACUUGAAUAUUGCAGAAGGCUUGAAGCUAAGGGUUUCCAAGAAUAUCACAAUCUAACGAAAAGUCUUAUUAAAAAAAGGCAACUUUAUCUAAAUGAGAGCGAUUAUAGACUUUCCAAUAUUAAUACUGAUAAAGAAGAAUUUCAACAAACUCUUUGGACUAUUCAGAAAGAGGCAAUGGAGGCUACUUUUCCAAUUGUUGUGUACUGGACAGAUUGUGAAUAA
Cryptosporidium muris RN66 is the source of this 1458-nucleotide messenger RNA. RefSeq lists its product as uncharacterized. Bases 1 to 1458 code for a protein of 485 amino acids. Lineage: Eukaryota; Apicomplexa; Conoidasida; Eucoccidiorida; Cryptosporidiidae. The record is from RefSeq and is a predicted model, not a curated record. The transcript has a single exon.